GCCAUUUCAGACCGGGACGGGCAGGGACGCGGAGCGGCCGCCGAGGCGGGGCGGGCAAGGGAGGCACCGGCGUGCUCCCGCGGCCCGCUGCAGCGCCGGGGCAGGCCUGCUAAAAAAUGACAGAAUACAAACUGGUGGUGGUUGGAGCUGGAGGUGUAGGCAAGAGCGCCCUGACGAUACAGCUCAUCCAGAACCACUUUGUGGAUGAGUAUGACCCCACCAUAGAGGACUCCUACAGGAAGCAGGUGGUCAUUGAUGGGGAGACCUGCCUGCUGGACAUCCUGGACACAGCAGGCCAGGAGGAGUACAGUGCCAUGAGGGACCAGUACAUGAGGACAGGAGAAGGCUUCCUCUGCGUCUUUGCCAUCAACAACACGAAGUCCUUUGAAGACAUUCACCAUUACAGGGAGCAGAUCAAGAGGGUGAAGGACUCGGAGGACGUCCCCAUGGUGCUGGUAGGCAACAAGUGCGACUUGCCGUCCAGAACGGUCGACACCAAGCAGGCGCAGGACCUGGCGCGGAGCUACGGCAUCCCCUUCAUCGAAACCUCGGCCAAGACGAGACAGGGGGUGGACGACGCCUUCUACACGCUGGUGCGGGAGAUCCGUAAGCACAAGGAGAAGCUGAGCAAGGAUGGGAAGAAGAAGAAGAAGAAGCCGAAGGCCAAGUGUGCAGUGAUGUAAAUACUGCCCUGCUGCCGGGGCCCUUUUGUACAUUACACUAAAUUAUUAGCACCUGGUUUAGCCUUCUCUCCUCUCUGCCUCCUGCUGCUCCCUGCUUGCCCCCAGUGCUUGUGCCCCGGGGGGCCCUGCUCCCCCCUCAAGUGCCAGUAUUCCCUGACCCCUUGGCCCUCGCCUGCACUGCCUGUGAGGGGCACCCCGGGCCUGAGGCCUCUGCUGGGGCUCUUUGGUGCAUGCACGGUUUCUAACUCCCUGGUGGUUUCCUGGCUGGUUGUGAGCCUGCUCUGUGUGCGGCAGCAAGCCCUGGGCCGGUGCUCCCCGGGCUCUGGGCUCGGUGUGGGGGUGACCUCUGGCUGGGCAGAGGGAGCCUCUGCCCCCCAGCCCCCCCUUGGCCCUAGGCUGCCUGCAAUAGAGACCAGAAGCCUUGAGAGUCUUCCUGUAGCUUUUUUUGCUCCUUGUCUUGUAGCAUUUCAGAUCAACUUGAAUGAAUGUAAAGAGACCUCCUCCCCCAGGCAGUGCUGCUGCAGCCUCUCCUGCCUGCUCCUCAAAGGCUCUAUUUUUUCUAGUAAAAAGGAAAAAAAAACAAUAAAAAAACUUCCCCCCCAAGCAGUCUGCAGAGGGAGCAGCCCCAGCCCUGGGGGGGUUGAGCUGCUCCUGUCCAUGCACUGCCUGAAGACUUCCCUGACCUCCUGAGGCUGCAGAGCCAAGGUACCACCCCAGCUCCCCUCACCCCCAACCCCCCAGCAGCUUUCUUCAGCAG
This is a messenger RNA of Dryobates pubescens (Downy woodpecker), 1440 nucleotides long. It is a transcript of the gene KRAS, whose product is annotated as KRAS proto-oncogene, GTPase. Lineage: Eukaryota; Metazoa; Chordata; Aves; Piciformes; Picidae. The record is from RefSeq and is a predicted model, not a curated record. Gene Ontology annotation, cellular component: plasma membrane. Gene Ontology annotation, molecular function: GTP binding; GDP binding; GTPase activity. The coding region runs from base 117 to 683 and encodes 188 amino acids. Gene Ontology annotation, biological process: Ras protein signal transduction. The transcript has 5 exons.